Messenger RNA from Rotaria sp. Silwood2, 1674 nucleotides. The record is from the annotation of a GenBank genome assembly. NCBI's taxonomy places the organism in Eukaryota, Metazoa, Rotifera, Eurotatoria, Philodinida, Philodinidae.
AUGUUCUUAUCAGAAAAUUUAUCACCGAUAUUUUCCAAUAAAUCAAAAUCAAGUGGUGAUGAUCAUCGUAUUGGUAGUCAUAAUGAAGGUGGUCCUACCAAUACUCCAUUUGAUCUUAUUGAACAUGAUGUAACUGGUUUAAGUAAGGUUUAUAAUUUACCAAAACCUGAUUCAUUUGAUGCAUUACAAAUUGGCAGUGAUAGAUUACGAACAAUAAUUGCGGCUCUUCAUUGUAAUAUACUUGUACGUAAAGAAGAUCUUGUUCGAAAUUUGGAUUAUGUAGCAAAUGUUCUUGAAGCUGUUCAUCAAGAUGAAACAAGACGAUUGAUGGAAGAAGACGAUGGUGCAUUAUCAGAAAUUGAGCCGGAUUCUGUGCCAAACGAAGUACGAGAUUGGUUAGCAAUGACAUUUACUAGAUCAAUGUCAACUAUUAAACGACGUCCAUCAGACAAACCAAAGUUCAAAAGUGUAGCACAAGCUAUACGUGCUGGUAUUAUGGUCGAUAGGUUCACAAUUAAUGAAUGGAGUUUUGAUGUAUUUUCUGUAAACGAAUUUACAAAUGGUCAAAGUUUACGUUAUGUUGGCUUUGAACUUAUGCAACGAUAUAAUCUACCAAAUAAACUUCAUAUUUCUAUAAAUGCAUUACAAAAUUUUCUUGAACAAAUGGAAAGUGGUUAUAGUAAACAUCGUAAUCCAUAUCAUAAUUUAAUUCAUGCUGCUGAUGUUUUACAAACAACAUAUCAAAUCAUUUACAAUUCUGGUCUCAUGGUAGAGAAUUGGCUCAAUGAUCAUGAAUUAUUUGCAAUGUUUAUUGCAGCUAUUAUUCAUGAUUUUGAACAUACAGGAACAUCGAAUAAUUUUCACAUACAAUCAAGAUCGGAUGUUGCAUUAAUAUAUAAUGAUCGUGCUGUACUUGAAAAUCAUCACGUAAGCGCUGCGUUCCGAUUAAUGCGAAUAGAUGAUUAUAAUAUAUUAUCUGAAUUUUCAUCGGAUGAAUAUAAAAAUUUUCGACAUUUGGUUAUUGAAAUGGUUCUUGCUACCGAUAUGAGUUCUCAUUUUACACAAUUAAAAACAAUGAAAAGUCUUUUAAGUAUGCCAGAAAAUAUUGAAAAAUCUAAAGCAUUAGCACUUGUACUUCAUAGCGCUGAUAUAAGUCAUCCAGGAAAACCAUGGACUAUGCACCAUACAUGGACUGAAUUAUUAAUGGAAGAAUAUUUUAAACAAGGUGAAAAAGAAAAAGAACUUGGUCUACCUUGUUCACCUUUAUGCGAUCGAGAUAAUACACUUGUUGCUGAAUCUCAAAUUGGUUUUAUUCAAUAUAUUGUUGAACCUUCAUUUGUCGUUAUGGGUGAUAUGCUUGAAAAGAUUCUUAAAUCUUUAUCUGUUCCUGAUUCUGAACUACCAUCACCGUCAAUACCAGCUAAAAGCAUUGUUUCAUCUCCGUCACCACCACCAUCACCCAAAUCAUCGAAUGGUUCAAAUCCUCAACAUGACGAACAACUAGAAAAUGGACGUGAAAGAAAACCAUCAUCAAUGACAACACCAAUAUCUCGACUAACAACUGUUCGACGACCAUGGAUUGAAUAUCUUAAAGAAAAUCGUGAACGAUGGAUAAGAGAAGCAGAAGAAGAAAAACGUCGAAGAGAAUUAAAGGUUAUUGAAGAAGAACCUUAA